AUUCCUUCCUGCCAAAGCAACCCUAAGGAGGUAGUAUUGUCGAUUCCAAGAUCUUUACCAGAGCACAACCUUUACAGCUCGCCAAGUUGAAGAACACAACACAGGCAAAAUGUUCUACGCACAGCUGCUUAUGAACAAGCGUGGGCCUUUGUCCAAAAUAUGGUUGGCUGCUCAUUGGGACAGGAAAGUCACAAAAGCUCAUAUAUUUGAAUGCAAUUUAGAGACAACAGUUGAAAAGAUACUUUCCCCCCAAUUUAAAAUUGCCCUGCGUAUCUCAGGACACCUGUUACUGGGAGUGGUACGAAUCUAUCAUAGAAAAGCCAAGUAUCUUUUGUCAGACUGCACUGAAGCUCUGCUUAAAAUGCAGUCAGCCUUUCGUCCAGGACUUGUUGAUCUCCCGAAAGGGAGUUCUGAAGCUAAGUAUGAUACUAUCACAUUGCCUGAAGAAUUUCAUGAGUUUGACACACAGCUCCCAGAGGUGAAUGCCAUUGAUGUAGCACAGCAUUUCACACUGAACCAGAGCAGAGCUGAAGACAUUACUUUGUUUGAAGAGGAUUAUAGACAAGAUAUACUUUUCCAUAGCAACAGCUUGGGUGCGGGAAUUGAAAUACCCAGGCAUCCUGGCUUUCUUAGUGACAGCUUUCAAGCUAGUUUCAGCAGUUUCCUGACUGACCGCGAUCCUUUGAAUCACACUGGAGAGAAAAAUGUAUUGGACGAAGGUGCCUAUUUGUUAACGUACGACGGCUUUGGAGAUGAAGGAUUUGCAGCUGAUAUGAUUGAUGAUGUGCUAGGAGCUGAGAGGAGUAUCUUCAUGAUAGAACCAGAGGAAAAAAUUCCUUUACUCCAAGAGCUUCCUGCUGAAGACCUAGCAGACUACCCUGGAUCCAAGCAGGAAGCAAAACACUGCCAAACUAAUGAAACCAUAUUAUUGUCCAGUGAAGAACAAGGAUUUGUCCUCGAACCAAUUGAUAACACAGUUCUUAAGAGGAAGCAAAGAGCUAAAAGGAAGUUACUUGUCGAUCCUGUGAAGGAGUUGAGCAAAUCGACUAUGCAAAAGCAGCUUUUGAGCUACAAGGACACGCUCACCACGCUGGACCUUGCGCCACCCACAAGGAAGCUGAUGAUUUUGCAAGAGUUGGGUAGUGUGGACAAGCUGAUGACCAGACCAACCCAGGCGUUGUUUCAUGAGGAUCUGCAAAUGCUGUUUGGCAGAAGUCUCAGGGAUGGAAGAAAAAAGUUGCAGCAGGAGCUUGACGCACAAGAUAAAAACAAGCAACAAGAUCCCCAAGAAAGCAGAAGUUACAUGCAGGAGACAUUUGGCCAUCCUCUGCAGCCAUCUGAGUUUUUGAAGGAAGACAAAAGGGAUAACCGUAAAACUGCUGAAACUAUGGAAUCCGUGGAUAUUCUAUCUGCUUUGUCCGAUGGUUCCUUAGCUGACUCCUCAGGAAGGCAACAAGAGGCAGAAAGGCAGCAAACUGAGAUGGAAAAUGAACUUCAACAAAGCAGUCCAGACUGGGAAGAAAAGAGGAGGAAUAAGAGAACACUGGAAUUACUAAACACUCUCCGGCACAUCCACCAGGCAGGAGUAAAGUCCUUCUGCUUCCUGACCCUCUGUGUGAAGAAGAACCGUGAAGAAGUUGCAACCACAUUCUACAGCUUGCUCGUGCUCAAGAAACAACGGGCUGUCGAGGCGGCUCAAAAUGCCCCGUAUGCUGACAUUAUUGUGACUGUGGGUCCAAAAUUCCAUGCAAUCUGAAGGUCCGAAUGGCCUCUUCUUUUUAGAAUAAUCCGCUAUUUAAAUUGAAAGCAGAAUUCUGCAUUUUUUUAAAAAAUAGAAGCUUAUUUAUACUACAACUGCACCUCUUCCCCAACCAGGAAAGUGACUAGUCCCGAACAGACCUGCAUCUGUACGAAAAUGAGCAAAAGCUAGUGGACUUCAUAUUUUAUUUCAAAGGGAGAAAGAAUUCAUUUAGUUGUUGAUGAAUCUAUCUGAAUUUCAAGUUGCAAACUUCAUGUUUUUAAAGAUUGUUAAACUAUAAAUCUUUUACAUUGAUUUUAUCUGUUUCAGGUGUAGUUCUCACAGAGGACACAAACCAGUUUGGCUCGUAUUUAUUCUUGUAAACUUUUUUCUCCUAUCGGGCAAAGGGAAAUAAAAGUGGAAACUAAUGAA
This is a messenger RNA of Sphaerodactylus townsendi, 2170 nucleotides long. RefSeq names its product RAD21 cohesin complex component like 1 (gene RAD21L1). The transcript is spliced from 14 exons. Gene Ontology annotation, molecular function: protein binding; chromatin binding. The record is from RefSeq and is a predicted model, not a curated record. Bases 110 to 1756 code for a protein of 548 amino acids. Gene Ontology annotation, biological process: synaptonemal complex assembly; replication-born double-strand break repair via sister chromatid exchange; mitotic sister chromatid cohesion. Lineage: Eukaryota; Metazoa; Chordata; Lepidosauria; Squamata; Sphaerodactylidae. Gene Ontology annotation, cellular component: cohesin complex; synaptonemal complex.